This is a messenger RNA of Lottia gigantea (owl limpet), 2189 nucleotides long. RefSeq lists its product as hypothetical. The record is from RefSeq and is a predicted model, not a curated record. NCBI's taxonomy places the organism in Eukaryota, Metazoa, Mollusca, Gastropoda, Lottiidae. The coding region runs from base 95 to 1531 and encodes 478 amino acids. The transcript has 13 exons.
GUAUAGAGUCAAAAUGGCGUGAAUUGUUUUUGCAAAACAAAAUUACAGAUGAGCAGUAUAAUUUGUAUGGUAAUGUAAGUUAAAUGAUAAAAGUAUGGAUCCAUUAGGCGCCAGAGAUGAUGUUAUUGAUGUAGACUCAUUAACCAAAUGGAACUUAACCCAACUUCCAGAAUAUACUCCAAGAGAAUCAGGUGAUGAAGAGAAACAGUCACCAUUUCCAUGGAGAAAGGAUCUAAAUGGGAAACUCUGUGUUUGGAGUGGUGAUAUUAGUUUAUUAAAUACUCAUGGUAUUGUACAUACAACGAAUGAAAAACUUAAUGAUAGAAGUGUUGAAAGUGAUUUGAUAUUUCAAAAAGCUGGUCCUGAUCUAUAUAAAGAAAUACAGUCUGAUAUCAAAGUGAUAAAAACCGGUGAAGCUAAGUUAACUAAAGGUUAUGGUCUUCCUUCAAGAUUUAUUAUACAUACAGUUGGGCCUAGAUUUAAUAUUAAAUAUUUAACAGCUGCUGAAAGUGCUUUAUACAGUUGUUAUAGAAAUUCAUUACAAAUAGCCAAAGAAAACAAUAUAAGAACAAUAGCUAUAACAUGUAUACAUACAAUAAGACGUGGUUAUCCCCCCGAUAGUGGUGCUCAUAUAGCCUGUAGAACAAUAAGAAGAUUUUUAGAAAAGUUUGGAAAUAGUUUUGAUAUAGUAGUAUUAGUGUGUAAUGAUGAAAAUCUGGAUAUUUAUAACCAUGUACUACCACUAUAUUUCCCAAGAAAUUCUAAAGAAGAAGAAUAUGCUAUAAGUAAUUUACCCAGUGAUGUAGGCAAUGAAAAUGGAGAACCAGUCAUACUUGAAAGACAGAUAAGAAUUUUAGAUAAACCUGCUUUUGCAGCUUAUAGAGAUGGUCAUGGAGAUUUUGAAGAGACAAUUGAUUUAAAUCGACAAUUUUGUACUUCUACUGCGCUGGAUGUAGGACAUCAUCCUUUUGCAAGCAUGGAAGAAAAUCCAGAUUCAGUGAAGCAAGGUGCACUGUAUGGGAAAAAUGCUGCAGAUGUACGGAAGAUUGAAAUACAGAGAAGAUAUGAAAGAUUAUUAAAGAGAUCCAAAUCAGAAGAUUUUAACAGCAUUGCUGGUACGAGAUUUUUAUAUCGUGCUGCUUUAUUAUAUUUAAUACGAGUUAUGGAUCCAGUAGCAGACAAUGACUAUGUGGUGAUUUAUUAUCAUACAUUAACAUCCAAUCAAAAUCAUAUACCAAUGGCUUAUCUUAAAUUAGCCUAUAACUUCUUAGAUUACAAAUUUAGAAAACAUUUAAAAGCUUUUUAUAUUGUUCAUCCAACAUGGUGGACUAAGUUAGCUACAUGGUUCUUUACAACAUUUACAGCCACAGAUAUAAAAUCAAAGUUACAGAUUGUUAAAUGUGUUCAGUAUUUAUAUUCUAAAAUAACUCCAGAUCAACUAGAUAUACCUAACUUUGUUCUAGAUUAUGAUACUAAGAUCAAUGGUCCAAGAUACACUGUACCUGAAAACACUUCACCAGAUGACCUCUGACAAAUUUUACUUUUUGUAUAACAUUGGAUUAAUAAAGAUCAACAUUUUGGAAAAAAUCUGCAAAACAUCAUCACUUGUUCAAACAUUCUAUCUUUGUAAAGAUUAUACUUUUAAUAUCUUAGUUUAGAAGUGACCCGGUUUCUGCUCAUUUAUUUGGAUAAGAUAUAUGAUAUUAUAACUAGUGUUUAUUUUUAUUCAGUUCAGAAAUGUUAUAAUAAAUGUUGGUGCAAGUUUUUAGGAAGUCUAUCAUGAAUAUGUCAUGGAUGGGCAACUGCUCCCAAAUAUAUAUUACACUGUUUGGAGUGUCUCAAUUGGUGCAAUAGCUGCAGUAUUUAGAAUGGAGGAUUUAGAUUAUAGCAUUUCUAUUUUGUCAGCAUGUUUUCAAGCCUGUUAAGUCACAAUAAAAAUAUUUUCUUAAUUUUACCCAUGACAAUCAUUAUUAUUCCUUACAUUAGACUUUGAUUACUAAUUUGUCAAUAUUUUUAGCAGUUUUAAAUCUGAUCUGUACAUAAAUGUGAUGUACAAACUAAUAAAUUAAUUAAAUAAUUUUUAAAAAAUCCUACGAAAUGCUCAGUAUUUUUGUUUAAUAUCUUUUUUUUUGUUAUUAAUGUUAUGUGAAUAUUGAUUGAAUGAUUGGUUGUUAAAUUGUUAUACAUUU